This is a messenger RNA of Hipposideros armiger (great roundleaf bat), 3895 nucleotides long. RefSeq names its product ubiquitin specific peptidase 2 (gene USP2). The record is from RefSeq and is a predicted model, not a curated record. Gene Ontology annotation, biological process: protein deubiquitination. The transcript has 14 exons. Gene Ontology annotation, molecular function: cysteine-type deubiquitinase activity. Lineage: Eukaryota; Metazoa; Chordata; Mammalia; Chiroptera; Hipposideridae. Bases 175 to 2181 code for a protein of 668 amino acids.
ACUGUCCUGUCCCUGUGUUGUGCAGCAAGGCUAAGGCCAGGGCCCUGAACUGCUCUCCCACCCAACGUGCAUUCUGCAGUCUCCAGGGUCAGCCCUAAGGGGUGCCAACCCAAGCUGUCUGCUCACCUGGAAGCCCAUGAGGCUCCCAGUCCCCAGUGAGUGCAGCCCUGAAGGAUGUCCCAGCUCUCCUCCACCCUGAAGCGCUACACAGAAUCGGCCCGCUACACAGAUGCCCCUUAUGCCAAAUCAGGCUAUGGCACCUACACUCCCUCUUCCUACGGGGCCAACCUGGCUGCCUCUUUCCUGGAGAAGGAGAAGCUUGGUUUCAAGCCAAGCCCCCCAACCAGCUUCCUCACCCGUCCCCGUACUUAUGGCCCCUCCUCCAUCCUGGACUAUGACAGGGGCCGCCCCCUGCUGAGAACAGACAUCAUCGGGGGUGGUAAGCGGGCAGAGAGCCAGACUCGGGGCACUGACCGGCCUUCAGGGAGUGGACUCAGCGGGGGCAGUGGAUUCCCUUAUGGCGUAACCAACAACUCCCUCAACUACCUGCCCAUGAAUGCCCGCGACCAGGGGGUAAGCCUGACCCAGAAGAAGUCGAACAGUCAAUUAGACCUGGCCAGGGAUUUCUCCAGCCUGCGGACCUCAGAUAGCUACCGGAUAGACCCUGGAAACCUGGGCCGUAGCCCCAUGCUCGCCAGAACUCGCAAGGAGCUGUGUGCCCUGCAGGGACUCUACCAGGCAGCCAGCCGCUCCGAGUACCUGGCUGAUUACCUGGAGAACUAUGGUCGCAAGGGCAGCACACCUCAGGUGCCCACCCAGGCCCCUUCCUCACGAAUCCCUGAAGUCCUCAGCCCCACCUACCGACCCAGUGGCCGUUAUACUCUGUGGGAGAAGGGUAAGGGCCAGGCCCCUGGGCCCAGCCGCUCCAGCUCCCCAGGGCGAGACACCACGGAAACCCACUUCAGGACCUGUGUACUCGACGAUGGUCCAGCAGUCCUCCCGGAAAUACUCAGCUACCCCCAUAUACACUGCGCUUCUUACCCGCUACUUUUCUACCCAACAUGCAAUGGUCCCAUGCAAGCCCUACCCCACCCUGGACUGGAUGCUGAGGCCCCUAGACCACCAGUGUUCCCUGUGAAUUCUAAGAGUGCCCAGGGUCUGGCUGGUCUUAGAAACCUUGGGAAUACGUGCUUCAUGAACUCCAUUCUGCAGUGCCUGAGCAACACCCGGGAGCUGAGAGAUUAUUGCCUGCAAAGACUCUAUAUGCGGGACUUCAGCCACAGUAGCAAUGCACACACAGCCCUCAUGGAAGAGUUUGCAAAACUAAUCCAGACCAUAUGGACUUCAUCUCCCAAUGAUGUGGUGAGCCCAUCUGAAUUCAAGACCCAGAUCCAGAGAUAUGCACCGCGCUUCGUCGGCUAUAAUCAGCAGGAUGCUCAAGAGUUUCUUCGCUUUCUUCUGGAUGGGCUCCACAACGAGGUGAACCGAGUAACAGUGAGGCCUAAGUCCAACCCUGAGAACCUUGAUCAUCUUCCUGAUGAUGAGAAAGGGCGACAGAUGUGGAGGAAAUACCUAGAACAGGAAGACAGUCGGAUUGGGGAUCUCUUUGUGGGGCAGCUAAAGAGCUCCCUGACGUGUACUGAUUGUGGUUACUGUUCUACAGUCUUUGAUCCCUUCUGGGACCUCUCACUGCCCAUUGCUAAGCGAGGUUACCCUGAGGUGACUUUAAUGGACUGCAUGAGGCUCUUUACCAAAGAGGAUGUGCUUGAUGGCGAUGAAAAGCCUACAUGCUGUCACUGCCGAGCCAGGAAACGGUGUAUAAAGAAGUUCUCCAUCCAGAGGUUCCCAAAGAUCUUGGUGCUUCAUCUGAAGCGGUUCUCAGAAUCUAGGAUACGAACCAGCAAGCUCACAACAUUUGUGAAUUUCCCACUAAGAGACCUGGACUUGAAAGAAUUUGCCUCAGAAAACACCAACCACGCUGUUUACAACCUGUAUGCUGUGUCCAAUCACUCUGGAACCACAAUGGGCGGCCAUUAUACAGCCUACUGCCGGAGUCCAGCGACAGGCGAAUGGCACACUUUCAAUGACUCCAGCGUCACACCCAUGUCCUCCAGCCAAGUGCGCACCAGCGACGCCUAUUUGCUUUUCUACGAAUUGGCCAGUCCGCCCUCCCGCAUGUAGCCACAAGGAGCUACAUCCCUAUCUCUCUUCCCCGUGGUGGCUCCACAACCUGUUGUUUUUUUUUUGUUUUGUUUUGUUUUUUAAAGACAAAAAAAAAGUGACAAAUAAGAGGAAAAUAAAGUAAACUAAAGCUGCCGAGCAGGAGUUGCUGCAGCCUGCCUGGUCAGGGUCUGGAGCGGGGAGCCAGGCGCUCCUGAGCUACACCUGGCAGGGAAGAUCACUAGGACAUGGAGACUGAAGCCAGCACAGUGACCCCUCGACUUCUAUUGUUUGCAUUUUUAAGCUUGUGGUUUUUUCCUGAGUGUAAUCAACAACAGCAGCCUGUGGAAGAUCUUAGUUCACUUGCUGCAGGCUGCAGCCCCUGCUCCUCCCAAGAAGACAGCGCCCUCUGGAGCCGGCUGGAAGGAUCUCUGCCUGGAAGCUCCUACGCCGGAGCCUGGCCCUGGGUCUUCAUCUGGACCCUGCUUACUGGCCCAAAAGCAAGAAAAACACCCAUGAGCCAAGAGCCCUCUCAACGCUGCUAACUCCAGGGGGACAGACCAGGACAUCUUUGAAAACAGCUGUUUUUGGUUUUUAAAAGCCCAACUUUUUUUUUUUAUUAUCAUAACUAAAGUUUUCAGACUGGAGAUGCUCUCCUUCACACCUCUUCACAGCUGAGAUGUGUGCUGGUCAUUUUUUUUUUUUUUAAUUCUUCAAAUACAACUUUUCUAAUGCUAGCCCCCAGUGGUGCUAGGUAGGUGUUGUCCAGGCCCCAAGCUCAGCCACUGUAGACCUGGGAUCUAACAAGUUUUUGUUUUUUGGUUUUUAGGGUUUUUUUUUUUCAAUGUUUUGGAUGGAAUCUAGUUGCCUCUAAGAAUUGUGCCUUAUAGCAUUUGGGGACCAGGGGGUAACUGCCCCUCCCUGAAAUAUCCCUCAGCCUCUUCCCUUUUCCCCAGUGCCAUGAUCAAACUGGCUGGGAGAGAUGGGGGUUAUGCCCUUAGCCCCUGGCUUGUUUGCAUUGCAGUGAGAUGAAAAGGAGGGUAGGUAAAAGGAGAUUUCUUAUGAUAGUGUAUCAAGUUCUUCUGCCCACUUCCUCUAACCCACCCCUGGUCUACUCCCCGGCUGUUUGAAGGAUAGCACAAGCCCCUUAUCCCUAGAGCUUCUCCCACCUUUAAUUUAUUCCCUCUUAACGUACUUUUUCCCCCCUGACCUUCCUUCCCCACCUCAGAGCCUCCUAGACAUAGGCCUUUUGGACCGAGUUUCUCAGGGAUGCCCAUGCCGCCCCUCAGCUCCCCUUAGCAUCAGUCUUCAGUCCUACCCGGGGAGCUGGAGCCUGGGUAUUUUGAGACUUCUUGCCUCAGCCCUGUGAUUCUUUCCCAUGGGCGUGAUUUUGCCCUAAGUAGCUGGGCAAAAUUCUGUGCUGUCCCAGGGAGUAAAGCUGUCCAGCCCCGAGGCAAAGAGGCAAAGAGCUCUAUGUGUGGAAUAGAGCUCUUUGCACCCACACAGCUGGCCUGGCUUGUGCCUCAUGGAGCCUGGCGCUUUCCAGGGCUCCCAGGAGGAGGCAUCAGAGAAAGACACCCCGAGUUUAACUGGCCUGACACCCUUCUCCAGGGAAGACCUAUGAACCUGAGCCAAAGGGCUGGUGUACACUUGUUUACUGUGUAAGCAAGAGUGGAAGAACGUCUAAUGUACAUUGGAACCUUGUACAGAAUAAAUAAUAGCUUUGAGAAAUACA